CGAGGUAUGGGAACCGGUCCGCCGGGCCAGGCAGCGGUGCUAGGCGGCAGGGGCAGCGACGCUGCCGCCUUUCCCUUCUCCUGCCCCCGUCCCUGCUCCGCCGCGUCCUCGUCCUCGCUGGGUCCCUGCCGCCGCCGCCUCAGCCUCGGCGCUCCUCGGGUUUCGUCUCUCCAUCAAGGCCGGGCCGACCCGCAGGGACCAUCCCGGAAAGUGAGGGGUUGUUGCCGUUUCCCGCAGCUGUUGGUGGCCAUCUUUAAUCCUCCUCCUCCUCCUCCUCCUGCUUUCUCCACCUCCCGCUGGCUGCCUGACUGACUGACUCUGGACCCUCCUCUUUUUCCUCCUGCUCCUCCUACUGAGCGGGCCGCAGAAAUUGCAGCCGCUCAGCUUCUGCCCCCUCCUGCCUUUCCUUCCUCUUUCC
Rhinopithecus roxellana (golden snub-nosed monkey) is the source of this 418-nucleotide messenger RNA. RefSeq lists its product as uncharacterized. The transcript has a single exon. NCBI's taxonomy places the organism in Eukaryota, Metazoa, Chordata, Mammalia, Primates, Cercopithecidae. The record is from RefSeq and is a predicted model, not a curated record. Bases 7 to 312 code for a protein of 101 amino acids.